UCUUGUCAAAGGUGUCAACAUGGCGGCGGUGGACGUCGUCGUGGGCAACUUGGUGACUCUUUGGAGGAUACCAGCCGUCCGACAGAAAUUCCCUUGGAUGUUUUUGCUCAUUUCGGUCGUGGGUUCCAUGCUCAAAGAGUUCCAGGUCAUCCCGCAGACGUAUUUCAGCAGCAGCAGAAAUGUCCUGAAUGUGUAUUUUGUCAAAGUGUCCUGGGGUUGGACACUGCUGCUCCUGACUCCCUUCCUCCUCCUGUCCAACACCGCAUUCAGCAGAAACGUGCUCUUCCUCGUCCGAAGGCUCCUCUCUCUGGCAGUGGCGACGGCUUUGUGGUACGUUUGCACCGAAACGUUCUUCUACAUCGAGGACGUGACCGGCUCGUGUUUUAAAGCGGACUCCAUGGACAACGUCAGUCUAGAGUACACCUCCAAAGCCGCCUGCAGGCGCGCUGGCUUGCACUGGCAUGGCUACGACAUCUCUGGACACUCUUUCAUCCUGACUUAUUCUGCGCUGUUCAUUGUGGAGGAAACCGCACCCAUGGCCUCUCUGAGGACCGAGAGUUUGUCAGUGCUCCCAAGGAUGGUUCUAAACUUUCUCUAUGUGGCACUAAACCUUAUCGUAAUUAUAUGGCUGUGGAUGUUUAUCUGCACCGCUGUUUACUUUCACGACCUAUCUCACAAGGUGCUCGGUACUGUAACUGGACUGCUGGCGUGGUAUCUGACAUAUCGGCUUUGGUAUCUUCACCCUUUAUCUCCAGGACUCCCCCCUCAACGCCACAUGAAAGAAAAGAAACAAAACACUUAGGCAGCUUUCUUAUUGUCUACGUUUAAAGGGGAACUGCACUUUUUUGGAAUGUUACCUAUUGUUCACAAUCAUUAUGAAAGACAUGACAGCGGAUAUAUAUUUUUUUAAAUAAAAGUCUGCUUACAGCGCAGCCAAUAGAAGGUCAUCUUGUUCGCCCAUCAAAAAAAUUAAAAAAAACAUCCAAAAAGCGCCACAAAUACUCCAUUUACAUUUUGUGACGUCAAUAUUAACCAAGUAUUAGUGAUAUUGUUAUUAUAAGCGCUAACGCAGACAAACUAUUUAUAGCUGCGCCAUAAUCACGAGCUUGUGUGCCAAUAUUGACAUGAUCGACUGAUCAGCUGCUUUCUCGUUUCCUUGCUCGUCAAACCAUUGUAGAUCAUAAAUAAUGCCUUUCACCUGAAUAGUAGAAGGACAAAGAUGUAUUCUGACAAGUUGAUACACUUUGACAGCCAAUUUAGACCCGGAAAUGGCGAGAACGACAUGAAAAGACGCUUGGUUCCACCCUUUUUUUCUUAGCGAGGAUUAAGAGUCAUUCUUUAUCUAAAUGGGAAUAUAUGAACGUCCUAUCAGUCGGCAUCCUAAUAACAGCAUACAUUGUACAGUAAGUGAUAUAUUAUUAUUUUUGUUAGCUCUCAUGAAGUCUGCAGUGAGUAAUAAUCAUACAACAUUCCAUUAAUACUUACAUCAUGCAUAUAACAUGUUUUUAAGGGCUUUCUAGGCAGAAUAGAGCGACUUCCAUAGGCGUAAGCAGACUUUCAAUCGCAUUUAUGUAAUAUUUAGAAUGCAUAAAAAUAAAAAUAAACAUCCAUCAUGUCUUUCAUAACGAUUGUGAACGAUAAGCAAAAUUCCAAAAAAGUGCAGUUCCCCUUUAAAAUGGAUGCACUGUUUUAAGUUAGUACUUUGUAGUGGGGAGAAUCAUUGUGCACAUUUUUUUCGCUGCUAUUUCCAAAACUACUAAUUUGGUAGCAGGGGUUUACAGUCCAUUUGGACAUCAGUGACAAGUGUUGUUUCCAGACCAACGUACACUACUUUCUCCGUUUUUUUUAAGACAAGAUCCCUUUUAGAUGGAUUUCAAACAGCAUCACUUUUGAUUUUAAACCAAUAUGACACUAUUUAUUUUAGGGCUGCAACUAACAACUAAUUUGAUCAUCGAUUAAUCUGUCGAUUAUUACUUCGGUUAAUCGAUUAAUAAUCGGAUAAACAAGACAAACUGCAUUUCUAUCCUUUCCAGUAUUUUAUUGGAAAAAAAACCAGCAUACUGGCACCAUACUUAUUUUGAUUAUUGUUUCUCAGCUGUUUGUAAAUGUUGCAGUUUAUAAAUAAAGGUUUAUAAAGAAUUUGUUUUAAAAAGUAUCCUCUGCGCAUGCGCAUAGCAUAGAUCCAACGAAUCUGUGACUAAAUUAAUCGCCAACUAUUUUUAUAAUCGAUUAAAUCGAUUAGUUGUUGCAGCCCUUAUUUAUUUGUUUAUGCAAUGCAUUGAAAGGUUGAUCAAACUGCUUGUUAGCUGCCUUGCAUGUGCCAAUAACAUGGAAUAAAAUGUUUCCACUCAA
Nerophis lumbriciformis (worm pipefish) is the source of this 2352-nucleotide messenger RNA. RefSeq names its product fat storage inducing transmembrane protein 2 (gene fitm2). The record is from RefSeq and is a predicted model, not a curated record. NCBI's taxonomy places the organism in Eukaryota, Metazoa, Chordata, Actinopteri, Syngnathiformes, Syngnathidae. Gene Ontology annotation, molecular function: coenzyme A diphosphatase activity. Gene Ontology annotation, biological process: lipid storage; lipid droplet organization; phospholipid biosynthetic process. Gene Ontology annotation, cellular component: endoplasmic reticulum membrane.